AUGUGUCUUUCAACAGAAUCAUUUGAUUACUCGACUGCUCGCGCAAGCAUUUUUCAACUUUUGAAUGCCCUAGGCAGCCUCAUAGCAAACCAGAAGCUCCAGACUGAACUAUACAUUCUGUCAUUCUUGCUCAAAAAUCGAGUUUAUCCUGGUGAUCUUUGGGAACUAGUCGGGGAGCGCAGCAUAGAGGCGAAGCAAGAGGAAACUUUGCGACACCAUCAGAGCAUAUGUGCUAACGGGCAUGCCGGAAGGCAUGCGGCUGUCGAACAAAUUCUCUUAGACGAGAGGAAGAGACAGUGUCAGAUGGAGGUGUCUUUGUACACCCAGGCAAUUGAAGUCUUGGAUCAACAUUGGUUGUCACGUUUUGGUGCUCGAUCCAAGCAUUUCAUCAGGCCUCCCUUGAGGCAAACGAUCGCUCCCAUGGACCAUCUACCUCUUCCGUGCACACCUUUGGCCUGCUCGAUAUCAGUGCGAGAGAUGUGUGAAGUUUGGCGGACGAGCCACGAUGCCCAUUUCGUGCCAACUGUAACAUCUUUGACAGAAGUGUUAUCACCUCUGAGCAGCUCCAUUUCCUCAUGUACUGGCCCCUCAUUGCCCCUCUCGAGUACAUGGGUCACCGUCGAUGUCCAGAAAUCUUUCUAUGAGUCAUUCAAGCAGGAACUGACCAUACAGGCGGAGCUGAUGGUGACAUCCCUGGCCACCAGACACAGCAAUGCCUACCUGCGCAACCUUGCAUUAGAUUUGCUCAUCUUGCAGGCCAAGAGGCGCUGUGCCCACGCUGAGAUAGCGCUAUAUACAAUGGCCAUCGAUAAUAUAUUGAGUACAACAAAUCAUGCUCCAUUUCAUGCUAAUGAUACCGCAGUGCACCACCGCCCUGACGAUGAGAAUAGUGAGGAUGACGCAGAGGAGAGUUGCGGAGACUAUGAAGAUUACAAAGACAAUGAAGACUGUGAAAGCUACGGCUCGGAAGACUGCGAGGACCUCAACAUGCAGUGA
This is a messenger RNA of Suillus subalutaceus, 996 nucleotides long. RefSeq lists its product as uncharacterized. The record is from RefSeq and is a predicted model, not a curated record. Lineage: Eukaryota; Fungi; Basidiomycota; Agaricomycetes; Boletales; Suillaceae. The transcript is spliced from 7 exons. The coding region runs from base 1 to 996 and encodes 331 amino acids.